Messenger RNA from Suillus fuscotomentosus, 381 nucleotides. RefSeq lists its product as uncharacterized. The record is from RefSeq and is a predicted model, not a curated record. Bases 1 to 381 code for a protein of 126 amino acids. The transcript is spliced from 2 exons. Lineage: Eukaryota; Fungi; Basidiomycota; Agaricomycetes; Boletales; Suillaceae.
AUGGCCGUUGAGGUCACUCCUGCUACUCCUGUACUUGUUGCUGCUGCUGCUGCGGCAACUACCACUGCAGCAGCUACAAUUGCCACUACCCUUCACCACCCUAGGAGACAACGACAACUUCCUCAGAGAUUCAGGCAGGACAAUGCAGCUGGUCAUCCAGGUGACAGUGAGUGGAUCAAUAUCAACAAUGUCAGUGGCAGUGAAGAUGAUGACAACCCACCUGAAGUCAUGGCUGUCGCCAACACAAACCUAUCUGAUGCCAACACAAACCUAGUCAACACCAACACUAACUUAGCCAAUGCCAAUACCAAUACAAACCCAAGUCCACUGCAGACAGCGACUAGCACUUUCCCCACCAAUCCUUUUGCUACAAGGAAAUGA